UGCUACAAGUGCAACAAGGUCAUCAGGGGACGCUAUCUGGUGGCACUGGGACAUUAUUACCACCCCGAGGAGUUCACCUGCUGCCAGUGCAGGAAGGUGCUGGAUGAGGGUGGCUUCUUUGAGGAGAAAGGCUCCAUCUUCUGCCCCAAAUGCUAUGACACGCGCUAUGCGCCCAGCUGCGCCAAGUGCAAGAAGAAGAUCACCGGGGAGGUCAUGCACGCGCUGAAGAUGACUUGGCAUGUGCAGUGCUUCACCUGUGCUGCCUGCAAAACUCCCAUCCGCAACCGUGCCUUCUACAUGGAGGAGGGACAGCCCUACUGUGAGAGAGACUAUGAGAAGAUGUUUGGCACCAAGUGCCGCGGCUGCGACUUCAAGAUUGAUGCUGGGGACCGGUUCCUGGAGGCGCUGGGGUUCAGCUGGCACGACACUUGCUUCGUCUGUGCGAUCUGCCAGACCAACCUGGAAGGGAAGACAUUCUACUCCAAGAAGGACAAGCCGCUCUGCAAGAGCCAUGCUUUCUCCCACGUGUGAGGGGAGGGAG
Molecule: messenger RNA, 541 nt
Organism: Pelecanus crispus (Dalmatian pelican)
Lineage: Eukaryota; Metazoa; Chordata; Aves; Pelecaniformes; Pelecanidae
Source: RefSeq, a predicted model, not a curated record